Molecule: messenger RNA, 465 nt
Organism: Spodoptera exigua (beet armyworm)
Lineage: Eukaryota; Metazoa; Arthropoda; Insecta; Lepidoptera; Noctuidae
Source: the annotation of a GenBank genome assembly
AUGCAAACAUCUGCAGUACCUACUCAAGGUAGCGAGGUGUCUCCUUACGGGCCGCUGUGGGACGCUCCGCCGGCACCCGUGCCGUACCCCGACAUCCUGGCGUUCCCGCCGGCCGACCUUGUGUGGUCGGCGGCGGGAUGCGGCGGUCGCGCGGGCGCUCGCGUUCCAUCAGGCGGCAAGAAACCACGUCGCCGUGUCGCGUCCGUGGCACAACGUCGCGCAGCCAACAUUCGCGAGCGACGCCGCAUGUUCAAUCUCAAUGAAGCCUUCGAUAAAUUGCGUAGGAAGGUGCCGACAUUUGCUUACGAAAAGCGUCUCUCCCGCAUUGAGACCCUGAGGCUGGCCAUCACCUACAUCAGCUUCAUGUGUGAACUGCUCCACGGCUCUCCUCAACCCCACCAUGCCUCCCACGCUAUACAUCCUCCGAGGCAUGUGUUCGAUGCUGAAGUACCGUGGUGCGCAUAG